Sipha flava (yellow sugarcane aphid) is the source of this 2197-nucleotide messenger RNA. RefSeq lists its product as uncharacterized. The transcript has 13 exons. Gene Ontology annotation, molecular function: nucleic acid binding. Lineage: Eukaryota; Metazoa; Arthropoda; Insecta; Hemiptera; Aphididae. The record is from RefSeq and is a predicted model, not a curated record. The coding region runs from base 10 to 2181 and encodes 723 amino acids.
GAAAUUUGUAUGUUUGAUAAUUCAAAACUAUUAACAAAGGAAGGCGUUAUAAAUAUAUGCAAAAAAUAUGGUAUAAUUAAAAAGGUUACCCUUCAUAAAAACAUACAAGAAAAUCAUGCAUUUAUUGAGUUUGAAGAUGAAGCUGCCAUAUAUAAACUUUUAAGUGAAAAAUCAGAUUUUCCAUCUUUUUUAAAAGUCGAAAUCUCUAAUCGAACUCAAAAAAUCAUUAAUUCAAUUUCUGAAAAUGAAAAUCAUGAAGGUAUUGAAAAUAAAAAAAUAGAAACAGUUAAUUCAACAGCAAAAUCAAUUAAUAGUGAUAAUUUUAAAAUUGAAUCAAAUAUUAGGCAGUCGAUUUAUUUCGGACCCAAUAUUUCAGGAAGUAGUUUAAUAGAAGAAUCAAAUCAACUUAAAUUCAAAAGUCAAACCAAGCUCUAUAAUCUUGAUAAUGAUGAUCUUUUUGGAAGGCCCAUGAAUACUAAAUGGGAGAAAAUAGAAAAGCCUUUUUUUGAACUAAACAAUCAAGAUUUUUAUUAUCGAUUUGAAAAUUGUACUGGUGGUCAAAUUAAAAUUGAAAAAAUGUUAGGUCCAAAGAUUUUUACUGGUUGGACUACAUUUUUCAAUGAUGGUGAAAAUGUACAAGAUACAUUAAAAAAUAUAAGUAAUGAUAUUGAACUUUCAGAAUCAUUGAAAAUAUAUAAUUUGAAAAACGGAAUGUUAGUGGGUGCAUUUGAUAAUGUUACAAAUUUGUAUGGUCGUGGAUAUGUAACAUUAGUAGCUGGUAAUACCGUAAAUGUGACUAUGUGUGAUUUUGGUAAAAUAAUUAAUACUAAUCUAAUUCGAGUUCUACCUGAAAAAUACUCUAAAAUACCAGCUUAUUCAUUUAAAAUAUAUUCAAAAGACAAUUUUCUAUUACUAAAAGACAAACCUUAUGUUUUUAAAGUACGAAGUGCAUCUUCUGAAAGAAUUGUUCUAAUUUUGUUUGAUGAAAAAAAAGAAAUUAAAGUACAAUUAAAAAAAUGGCAAGCAACUGUAGAAGAAUUUGGUGUACCAUAUAUUGAUUUUAAAAGCGGUAGCUUUGUAGAGUUAUUAAAAUUAAAAGAUAUGAAUUCUGUAUACAUAAGAUCGAAACAGAAAUAUCAAUUAGAAUUGAUUUUUUCGUUUUGGAACUCAAUAGCUGCAUAUUGCUAUAAAAACUCUCAUCCGCUAAAUAGAGAACCAGUCUAUGGAGAAAUUGUUGGAUUUAAGUCUACUUUAAAUAAUAACUAUGUCAGAGGUAGAAUUCAUAAAUAUUUAGGUAAUAAUAUUUAUUCUGUGAAACAUAUGGAUAAUCCUUAUAAAGAAAAUAUCAAGUUAUCUGAAAUGAUAGAAUUGCAAUUUGAACAUAAAAGUUUGCCUGUAUGUUUUUUAAAAGUAAAAUUGAAAAAUGCAUUACAAUAUCCAAUCCAAUUUGAAGCUGAAAAAUUUAUUAAACAUGUUAUCGGUAUUCGUCUUUCCGUGAACUUUGAUGAAACAAAAAUAGAUGGAUGGAAACAUGUAGAUUUAAAUAUAACAAUUGUAAGAGAAAACCUAAAUGCUAUACUUUUAAGUUUAGCUGAACCUUCAUGGUUUGAUGAUGAACCUAAGGAUCUAUUGGAAGCAUCAAGUAAUUACUGUAAGGAUAUUCAUGUAAAACAUAACAAAUUGGUCGAAAAAUCUAUUGUCAACAUGAAAUUUGUUAUGUAUCAUGAAGGAAUAUUUUACAUGAGAGAUAAGUUGUUUGGGAAAUCGUUUUCAUUGUUAUCUAGUAUGAUUAAAGAAUAUUGUAGUUUAAGCUUAAAUCCAUAUUUACCACACAAUGGGGAAGUAUGUCUUGGCCAAUUUCCAGAUGGUAUGUGGUACAGAAUUAAAUGUGAAAAUGUUAAAGCUGGUGAAUUGGCAGAAGUAUAUUCCAUAGACUUAGGAAUCGUUGCCUUCUUAAGUUUUAGACAUAUCAAAAAACUACCUGCAGAGUUAUUAUUUCAUCCAAGCCAUGUUUUUCGAUGUAUUUUAGAUAGCACUAAACCAAUACAAACAAAUAAAUUACAAUUAUUGCAAAAGUACGAAAAUACUGAUUGUGAAUUUACUGUUGUGAAAAAUUUAGAUGAUGAAGAUUAUUAUUCAAUCAGUUGUUCAUUUUUAGAAGAUAUUCUGAUUCCUGACUGAAUUUUUAGAUAUUAAA